CUUUCCAUCCUCCACGCAGAAUAGAGGACCAGCUCCCCACGCACCGUAGUGAUCCACGGUGCGUGUGUGCAGCAGCAGCAGCAGCAGCAGCAGAGCGGAAGGCAUCUCCUCCAAGCGAUGACAAAAUCCAUAACAAAUAAAUAAAUUUAGCACUGGUCUUGGUGAGUGGCAACAUGCGCAGUGACUAAUAGGUCUGGUGUUGGAUCCUGGCAGUGCACAGAAAUCUAGUCCGCAUCAUUCCCUGACAGCACUACGAGAGAGAGAGGGAGAGGAGAGACAGAGGCACGGCUGGAUUCUUCUCAGACUGCAACCGUGCAGCAUGACCGACACAGUGAUGAGCGGCGGCUCGGGUCGCUGGGUGUCCAACGACAGGCAGAGGAGCGUGCGUCCGAGUGAGAAAGAGCAGGGCAAUUGGACAAUGCAGUCCGGCUCUGGUCCUGGUCCAGACCUAACAGAUGAAGAGAAGGAGAUUAUAAACAACGUGAUUGCCCGUGCUGAGAAAAUGGAGGCCAUGGAGCAGGAGAGAAUUGGGCGCCUGAUAAACCGCCUGGACGACAUGAAGAAGACCGUGUGUGGGGAUGGGGUCUCUCGCUGUUUGCUGUGUGGGGAGCAGCUGGGCUCACCUGGGGUCAGCUCCGUGGUGUGUGAGGACUGCAAAAAGAACAUGUGCACAAAGUGUGGAACGCAGUGUGGCAGUCGGCAUCGCCCUGUGUGGCUGUGCAAAAUCUGCAGAGAACAGCGAGAGGUAUGGAAGAGGUCUGGUGCCUGGUUCUUCAAAGGUUUUCCCAAGCAGUUCCUCCCGUCUCCCAUGCCGUUGUCUAAAUCGAAGGAGACGGGUCCCCAGGAGGCGGCGGAGCCUCAGAAGCCAACGGCCUCGGAGCCCAGGGAGGCAGCAGCUCGACAGAAACCUCUGGGUCCCAAUCAGGGUCAAGCGUCUGAGGAGCAAGUUUCAGGUGCACAGACACAGGGCCGUGGUGGUUACCCACCCGUGGCCCCUAAACCAGCUAACCGUAUGGCCGCAGGAGGGGCUGGCCCUGAAGCGGCAGCUCAGGGCAGUCCAGUGGGGAUGAAGAAGAUGGUGCCUGUGCACAGCUCCAGGGCACAACCUGCAGCUUCAGCCGCCAUGUCCCAGCAGGGUCCUGUGGCAGGAGAUGCCGGGGCUUAUGCUUCAGAGCAGAGAGCUCCUCCCGCUGUAAGAGAGGACAGGAGGCAGGCCGCUGCCUACAGCGCUCCCCCGCCCCGACAGCAGCCUCCCCCAGCUGAUGAGGAGGAGGACGCCAAUGACUAUGACUCCGAUGAAGCCACAACUCUGGGCUCUCUUGAGUUUGGCCUCCUCUAUGAUCAGGGAAGCAACAGCCUCCACUGUAGCAUCCUCAAAGCAAAGGGACUUAAGCCCAUGGACUCUAAUGGGCUUGCAGAUCCGUAUGUGAAGCUUCAUCUGCUGCCCGGAGCCAGUAAGUCGAACAAGCUGCGUACAAAGACCCUGAGAAACACCCGCAACCCCGUGUGGAACGAAACGCUCACCUAUCACGGCCUGACAGACGAGGACAUGCAACGUAAAACCCUCAGGCUCUCCGUCUGCGAUGAGGACAAGUUUGGGCACAAUGAGUUUAUUGGCGAAACCCGGGUAGCGCUGAAGAAGCUGAAGAUGAAUCAGAAGAAGACCUUCAACGUCUGCCUGGAGAGGGUUGUGCCUACGAAGAGAACUGCGACGGCCGGAGGAGCUAGAGGCAUCGCGCUCUAUGAAGAUGAGCCGGGGAAGGAGGGCGCGGAGACCGAGGAGCGCGGCCGCAUCCUGAUGUCCCUCAUGUACAGCACCCAGCUGAAUCGCCUCAUCGUGGGAGUGGUGCGCUGCGUUCACUUGGCCGCCAUGGACGCUAAUGGCUACUCUGACCCGUAUGUCAAAAUAUGCCUGAAACCUGACAUGGGGAAGAAGGGCAAGUGCAAAACACAAAUCAAGAAGAGGACUUUAAACCCAGAGUUUAAUGAGGAAUUUAGCUUCGACAUCAAGCACAGUGAGCUGGCCAAGAAGACGUUAGACAUCUCUGUGUGGGAUUAUGACAUCGGGAAGUCCAACGAUUACAUAGGAGGCUGUCAGCUGGGCAUCACCGCCAAAGGGGAGAGGCUGAAGCACUGGUAUGAGUGCCUGAAGAACAAGGACAAGAGGAUCGAGCACUGGCACACCUUAGUGAACGAGAAUCACGUCGCCAGCGAUUAACCGUGCAGCAUGAGCUCACACCUAAUCAGAUUGCAUUCAUGUCUUGUUGCACUUUUACAAAUGAAGAUUUUUUGUUUGUUUGUUUGUUUCCCCCUUUGAUUUUAUCAUACCUGAACACGCAGGCACUGUUACUUCCUUGCUCCGAAUUUAGCACACGAUUCCCUUAUUUUCAUAGUAGCCGUUUCUCUACCGAUACCGGAUUUGCCUCUGACACAAACCGCAUUAUGUCAAUGAAUUUGAAACGUAAGUAACACAAGGCAAACAAACUGUCAUCAAAAAAAAAAAAAAGCUGAGUCAAAAGGCCUUCAGAUCUGUCAGAAACGCUUUGUAGCGACACAUUCAUCACAGAAGGGUGUGAAGCUUGAAUUGCACCGGGACAGGUCAGCAAAAGCAAUAUGUUAUGGCAUCAGAACCAACAUCCAAGAUCACGAACUGAGAUUCAUUACAUAAAUGCCGUGUGAAACAUAUAGAGCUCUAUAAGCAUGCCAGGCCACAGCAGCACCUUAAAAGAAAUCAGCUGUAUGAACAUUAUGUAUAUUUCCACAAAGAAAUGUUUACAUAUGACACAUUGCUCAGGUUAGGAUAGACAUCUGAUUCAGAUGAUUCAUAUGUGAGUGAGCCAUGAGCUAAAAAAACAA
Fundulus heteroclitus (mummichog) is the source of this 2856-nucleotide messenger RNA. Its product is annotated as rabphilin-3A. The record is from RefSeq and is a predicted model, not a curated record. Bases 320 to 2218 code for a protein of 632 amino acids. Gene Ontology annotation, molecular function: small GTPase binding. Gene Ontology annotation, cellular component: membrane. Lineage: Eukaryota; Metazoa; Chordata; Actinopteri; Cyprinodontiformes; Fundulidae. The transcript is spliced from 19 exons. Gene Ontology annotation, biological process: intracellular protein transport.